CGGAGACAAUUUCAUCACUUAAAAACUGACCAAUCAAUUCAAAGCAAUCAAGUGUCAACAAGUGAUUAGCACCCACACACAGAGAGAGAGAGAGAGAGAGAGAGAGAGAGAGAGAGAGAGAGAGAAUCAAAUCCCCUCAACACGUCGAGUGGCCGUAAUCAAUUAAUCAAUCAAUCAAUUGGUCGAUUGAUAAGAGCAGAGGAUAGCCGUCCGUUUAUUCCGCCGCCAGCCAAGUCUAUUGGCGGGAAGCGUGUAACUCUCCCGCGGCCCGCGCCUUGUAGCGCCAUUUCGCGCUGGAAAUUGGCGGGAAGAAGGAUCUCCCCGCUUCUUUUUUGGCGCCAAUUUUACGGCGGCGGCUUCGCCUUCGGCUUCAGCUUCGACAGCAAUGGCUGCCGCAAUUAAUUCGGUGAAAACGUCGGCCACCAGCGCGUGGAGAGUGCUCUCCACUCAUGGGGGAUCGCUGUACAAGCGCGUUCUUGAGAAGAAUGCGGAGUAUGUAGUCCACGAGCCUACCGUUGAAGUGUGCCAAGAUUUGGCCAAACGACUCUUCUACACGAGGCUUGCCAGCAUUCCGAACAGGUACAAUGCAUUGCAAAAGGAGGUGGAAGUAGUGAGGUCCAAGUGGGCUAAUCGGGCGGAGCUAUCAGUUGAGGAGGUGGCGGUGGCGGCGUUGUUCGCCGGCGAAUGUUAUGCCUGGUUUUGUGUAGGCGAGAUCGUAGGAAGGGGGGGUACUCUGACUGGCUACAAAGUGUGAAGCAGAUCGAUUGAUUGAUUGCUUGAUUGAUUGCUUGUUUGAUUAAUUGAUUGGUUGAUUGGUUGAUUGAUUGAUUGGCUGAUUGAUUGCGUGAGAGAACGCAUGCCUGGUAGUCAAUUGCGAUGGAGUGGAGUGAGAGAAGGAAGGAGGGAGGGAAGGAGAGGGAGGGAGGGAGGGACGCGUGGCACUCCGUCUCACGGAGCUUGAUUGAUUAGUUGAUGGGUAUGAUGAUGAUGAUGCAUCUCACGUUGUUGAUCUUUUGGUCGGUUAAUUGGUAAUGAUGAUGAUGAUGAAUGAUGAAUGAUGAAUGAUGAUGCAUCUUCGUCUCUCGGAAUUGACACGUGUCGGGCAGGGAGCGUAGACCAACGUAAACACGUUUAAGAUAAGGAUGGAAUUCGCUCUCGCCGCUUUCCUCCGCCUCUUUGCCUCCUUCCCCCUCGUUCUCCCCCUCUCCUCCCUCUCUUCCCCCCAACUCCCGACCCCGUCCUCCCCUCCCUUCCCUCCCCCCCCUCCCUUUCCCCCUCCCCCGUCGACUAUUUUUCUCCCAGUUGCUUCUGCGCGAAUCAGCACUCCUCUACUUCCUCCCCCGGUGACCGAGGGAUCUAGUUGGCGGGGGGCAGGCAACGAGGAGAGGGGUGGGGAGGGGGUGUUUUUGCCGUUUUGGCGGGAAAUGGGGUGCGGAAGGGUGUCCAGAAGAAAGGGGGGAGGGGGGGGGGGGGGGGGGGGAGGGGUGUAUAUCCUCCAUUGAGGGGGUUGACUUAGCGAGAUGACGAUGUAUGUACCCCUUGAUCUCCUUGAUGGCUGUCCCUUGAUGGCCAGAAGAAAGGCCAUGAACUCUGUGAUUUGUUCUUUGUUCUCAUGCAUGAUACACGUAAGCCUUCUUGAGUAUGACCUUGUGGGGCGGCAUUUUGGGCGAAGAUGACAUACUUCCGUGCUGAUGAUGAAAUAUAAAAGA
Messenger RNA from Chara braunii, 1709 nucleotides. Lineage: Eukaryota; Viridiplantae; Streptophyta; Charophyceae; Charales; Characeae. The record is from the annotation of a GenBank genome assembly.